Nematolebias whitei (Rio pearlfish) is the source of this 1722-nucleotide messenger RNA. RefSeq names its product paired box 2a (gene pax2a). Gene Ontology annotation, biological process: regulation of transcription by RNA polymerase II; anatomical structure development. Gene Ontology annotation, molecular function: DNA-binding transcription factor activity, RNA polymerase II-specific; RNA polymerase II cis-regulatory region sequence-specific DNA binding. The record is from RefSeq and is a predicted model, not a curated record. Lineage: Eukaryota; Metazoa; Chordata; Actinopteri; Cyprinodontiformes; Rivulidae. The coding region runs from base 1 to 1722 and encodes 573 amino acids. The transcript is spliced from 14 exons.
AUGAUAAAUGAUGGGCGCCACCUGGAGUCACCGCGGCCUUCAAGUGAGGGCAGGGAGGUGGUGCCAGGGGGAGUUGUGGAUGAUCGCUCAAAGAUUCUGACAACCAGCGGGGAGAACGGAGACUCCCAGCCGGGGAGGGAGCGCAGGAGGCCGGACAGAUCUGCUGGGCUGCGUCGGGGAGACGCACCAUUAGACAAGGGAGAGCCGUGCGUCAUGGCGCGGCACGAUCCAGUGGAGACUCACGCUGAUGUAUCCCACGCAGGGCACGGCGGUGUGAACCAGCUCGGUGGGGUGUUUGUGAACGGCAGACCCCUCCCGGACGUGGUGAGGCAGCGGAUCGUGGAGCUGGCCCACCAGGGCGUCCGGCCCUGCGACAUCUCCAGGCAGCUGCGGGUCAGUCACGGCUGUGUCAGCAAAAUCCUCGGCAGCCAUCAGAAGGCAUUUCAGAGGUACUAUGAAACCGGCAGUAUUAAGCCUGGAGUUAUCGGGGGCUCCAAACCAAAGGUGGCAACGCCGAAAGUGGUGGAUAAAAUUGCAGAGUACAAGCGCCAGAAUCCCACCAUGUUUGCCUGGGAGAUAAGAGACCGACUACUGGCGGAGGGCGUCUGCGACAACGACACGGUCCCCAGCGUUUCAUCCAUCAACAGGAUUAUCCGCACCAAAGUCCAGCAGCAGUUUCACCCGUCCCCCGACGGAUCUGUCACACCGCUCUCCACGCCUGGCCAUACCAUAGUGCCCAGCACAGCCUCCCCUCCUGUGACCAGUGCCUCAAACAAUCCCGUUGGAUCCUACUCCAUAAACGGCAUCCUGGGUAUCCCCCGCUCCAACGGCGAAAAGAGGAAACGGGAUGAUGUUCUCUGGAGUGGCAACCACUUGGAUGGAAGGAAAAUAGGACAUUAUGGUUCUGAUGGUUCAGGCCCGGGCAGUGACUCUCAGGGCAGCGUGGAAAGUUUAAGGAAGCACCUUCGGGCAGAUGCCUUUACUCAGCAACAGUUGGAGGCCCUGGACCGAGUGUUUGAAAGGCCUUCUUACCCUGAUGUUUUCCCCUCAUCAGAACACAUUAAGCCCGAACAGGCAAACGAGUACUCUCUCCCGUCGCUGAAUGCCGGCCUGGAAGACGUGAAGCCGAGCCUCUCCACCAGUGCCAGCUCCGACCUCGCUUCCAGUGUCUCACAGAGCUACUCUGUUGUGACAGACUCUCAUCCGUCAUAUCAGCCUUCCAUGUGUGUAAAGCGGGAGCCCCAUGAGGCAUCCUUUGCCCCCUUCACCCCCUCCUCUGUUGGGGAUUCUGCUCUAGCUGACAUCUUGCCCCACCAAUCCAGCCUCUCUGUAGAUGCCUCUACUCCCAGCUACCUUCCCCAUGCCCAUGGCCCCUGCUACAGCCAGUAUACCAGCCAGCCUUUCAUAGCAGGUCGAGACAUGGCCAGCACCACCUUACCUGGUUACCCACCUCACGUCCCCCCCACAGGACAAGGCAGCUACCCCACAUCCACACUUGCUGGAAUGGUUCCUGGUGGGGACUUUUCUGGAAAUCCUUACUCUCAUCCACAGUACACAACUUACAACGAAGCUUGGCGGUUCAGUAAUCCAGCAUUACUAAUGCCGCAUCCCGUGGCUCCGCACCUCCCACUGCUGCCACUGCCUACGACCGCCACUAGUUACCCCGGAGACCAGCUCAAAAUGCAGAACCAGAGCUUCGGCCUCCAUAUUGUCCAUGUCUGA